AUGGGUCAACGAAUGACGCGCCGACAAGUUGCUGAAGGUCUUGAAUUAUAUGCACAGAAAAAUUAUGAUGCUGCCAUAAAAAAAUGGACGACAGCAUUACCAAAAAUGAAAGAUAAUCGACUACGAUUUUCUACACUUGGCUAUCUAGCAUUAGCUUCACGUGAUCGUGGCCGAAAUAAAGAUUAUCUUGUUCAUGCUGUACAACAGAUUGACAUCGCUCAUGAACUUGAUGAUAAUGUACUUCGUGCUCAGGCAUAUUUAAAUCUAUCACGUGCAAACGAAAUGCUUGCUGACUAUUUUAAAGCGGUUAGUUAUUCACGUUUAGCUAUGCAAUUUUCACCUGCAACAGAUGUGGUACAAGGCUAUGCAUUACUUGUUAUGGCCGACUCUUAUAUAGGUUUAUGUAAUUUUCCAAAAGUACUUGAAUAUCUUGAUAAAGCAUUGAGUAUUUCACAUGAAAAUGAAGAUCAUUUAAUGGAAGUUCAAGUGCUUAAUACAAUGGGAAAAGUAUUUCUUGUAUUAAAAGAUUUUCCAAAGGCACUCGCCUUUCAACAACGUGCACACGAAUUAGCUUUAUCAAAUGCAGUUUAUGCCGGCGAACAAAAUGCUAACAGUAGUGCUAAAUUUGUACGUUUAACAAAACUAAAGUUAGCAACAUCAUUAAGAAUAAUGGGUGAUUUUCAGGGUGCCACUAAAUGUGUCGAGGAAGCAAUGCGUUCAGCGUCUAGCGUUGGUGAUCGACCUGUUCAAGCGAAAUGUCUUGUGUGCGUGGGAGACAUUCAACGUUCUCAAAAUAAUAACGAGGUCGCUUGCAAAAAAUAUGAAGCAGCUAUUCAAAUGUUACAAGAUAUGAACGAUCGAUACAGUUCUACGCUUGCCAUGCUUGGUCUUGUUAAGACUCUACUGGCGCUCGAUACACAAAAACAAAUGGCAUCUGAAAUCCUUGUUACAGCAUUAUCAACUGCAACAGCGAUGGGAAAUAAAUUAAUGCAAGCUCGAUGUCAUCUAUUAAAUGAACGUAUGCUUGCAUCUGAGAAUCAAAUAAAUGAGGCACGACAAGCAUUUGAAAUAGCACACCGUCUUUAUAGAGAAGUUGAUCUCAUGUGUACAAUUUGUAAGAAUCCCAUAGGUAUGUAUCGAGAUCAAAUUCAAAUAUUGACAUGCACGCAUAUCUUUCAUGAAAGGUGUAUUUUAAAUCUAUUGCAAAAAUGGACGUAUGAAGCACAAACGUGCCCAAAAUGUAAUAAAAGUGUGUUAUAUAGUAGAAGUUACAUUGCAUUAUCGGUAUCCUGA
Rotaria socialis is the source of this 1293-nucleotide messenger RNA. The record is from the annotation of a GenBank genome assembly. Lineage: Eukaryota; Metazoa; Rotifera; Eurotatoria; Philodinida; Philodinidae.